Messenger RNA from Podarcis raffonei (Aeolian wall lizard), 2359 nucleotides. It is a transcript of the gene SYNGR3, whose product is annotated as synaptogyrin 3. The coding region runs from base 213 to 902 and encodes 229 amino acids. The record is from RefSeq and is a predicted model, not a curated record. The transcript has 4 exons. Gene Ontology annotation, cellular component: synaptic vesicle membrane; neuromuscular junction. Lineage: Eukaryota; Metazoa; Chordata; Lepidosauria; Squamata; Lacertidae.
CAGGUGGUGGCGCGAGCUUCCCAGGUCUCCGCCCGCCCGCGCCUGCUGCCUGGCUCGCUUUGCUGCCUGCCAGCCUCUGCCGCCGCCCGCCCGCCCGCCCGCUCGCCCCCCAGGCAGGCGCCGCCGCCGCUGCUUUCCCUUUCUGUUCUCUUCUCCGCUUGGAAGCGAAAGGAGGGCGCGCGAGCGAGGAGAGGGAUCCGCAGAGAGGAAUCAUGGAAGGAGCCUCCUUUGGAGCCGGCAGGGCAGGCGCGGCGGUGGAUCCCUUGGAGUUCCUCCGGCGGCCACAGACGAUCCUGAGGAUCAUUUCGGGGGUUUUCUCCAUCGUUGUCUUUGGCUCCAUCAUCAAUGAGGGUUACGUCAACGAUGGCAGCAGUCCGGUGCUGCGCUGUGUCUACAACUACAACGAUGACGCCUGCAACUAUGGAAUCGCCAUUGGCCUCAUUGCCUUCUUAGCCUGCAGUUUCUUCUUGGUAGUGGACCUCUACUUCCAGCAGAUCAGCAGCGUGAAGGACAGGAAACGUGUUGUCCUCUUUGACCUUGGCUUCUCAGGGUUCUGGUCCUUCCUGUGGUUUGUGGGCUUCUGCUUCCUGGCCAACCAGUGGCAGAGGACGCCAUCGAGCAAAGCAGCACAUUACGCAGGUGAUGCGGCCAGGGCGGCCAUUGCCUUCUCGUUUUUCUCCAUCAUCUCCUGGGUUGCCCUGGCCCUCAAGGCGCUCCAAAGAUACCGGCUGGGAACCGACAUGUCCCUGUUCGCCACGGACCAGUUCCCCACCGACCCCAGCGCAGCCUACCCAGGCUACCCCACCGGCAGCGGCGUGGAGAGCACAGAAACCUACCAGAGCCCCCCCUUCUCGGAGACCCUAGACACCAGUCCAAAGGGCUACCAGGUGCCGGCAUAUUGAAGGGCAGGAGGAAGUCCUCUCCCUCCCUCAAGGUUGUAUAGCAAAUGGGAACCCGACCCAGAGAAAUGGGGCAACUUUCCCUUUCAUGGUGCAGUAUAGUCAACUGGUUGGUUGCAAGUGUAUUCUAAAGUACCUUUUCUUUUUUAAAAACAAAAAAAAUUAAUGUGGCAAGUUAACGUAACUGGGUUCAACUUACUCUUAGCUAAUGGUGCAGUGAAUUCUCUACAGUGGUAUUGGUUCUUGUCUUACCUGUCUGAGGAUAUUUUUUGAUUAUUAUUUUUUAAAAAAAGAACAGUGUUCCCUCUAAGCAUGAAACGUUAGGAUGGUUGCUACCAACUCCCAUCUUUGUGAGCCGUUCCUGCAAUAUUGGCUCAUUGUGGCAUUUUUUUCCUGAAUUCGCACACAGAAGCUGGCAAUAGCCCAGCCUGUUAAGAGAUGUCCCACUCCUUACACAGAUAAGUAGAUGCUUUAUUUUGUGCUUCCGGGGCUUAAUCCAGAAAAUUGCUCCCACCGACUUCAUCCUAGGAACCUUCCAGAUCAUCCUCUCCUAUUUUUUUAUUCCCUUGCUCUAUAGCCCUAGAAAAAAGGUAGUUUUAAAGCAGCCUUCUUGCCCUCCAGUUCUUUUGGAUUCCAACUCUCAUAAUCCCCAGUGGGAGCUGAUGGGCAUCCAAAACAUCUGGAGGGAACCCAGUUGGGGAAGACUGUUUUCAAAAGGAAUGUGCCAAAUUUAAAACCAAAAAUAAUGGUUGUGUUGAUUUCAUUUGUGUGUGUGUUUGUUAUGUACUUGGCAUAUUUCCUGUGCUAAAUGAGUGAAAAACCUUCUGUAUUAGCUGUGUUAGCUUUGUGAUUCUGGUACCGCAAGAAGUUUCUUUCUUUUCCAAAUGGCUUUGAUGCAAGAAUCAUUUUUGUACACCUUUUACACAAAAAUUGCUGCUCUGGGGUGAGGGUGGGGUAACAGUCACACUGUCAGGCCAUCAGCCUUUAAGAGUCUCCUAGCAGUGGGGAUAUGUAGCAUUCAGUAGCUCAGCUGUUGUCUGAAAAUAGGGCUUGCUAACUGCUAGGGUCCUCAUCAUAUCCUCAUGAGGAGUCUGAUCCAGCCCACCAAUUCUGCCUCUGCCUCAGAGAUGGGGGACACACUUCAAGCAGUCUGGGAAAAGAUGGAAGCGGAAAGGAAGAAAUAUGUCUCUUGAGGGAAUAGCAGCAGGAGUGGAGGCUUCUUGUGACAGGCCAUUUUCGACAUGGUUGGCCUCAAGAUGGCAUCCAUUAAUUGGUUUUUCUUAAUGAAAAUCCCACCGCUAUCAGUAUGCGGCCAUUUUGGCAGCCCCUUCAGUACCAAAAAUUAUCCACGCCAUCCCUUUAAAAUGGUUGUGUCUGGUAGAGGCCAUUUUAUUUUGAGCACAGAGUGGAAUAACGUGCAUCACAGUAUUUGUUGGGAAAAGCUUCAGCCUUAUUCUGUA